AUGAGUUCCUCGGACGACGACGCCCCUCUCCUCAAGGCUAGCCGUUCUGGCGCCUUGAAUCCGGGCGUUUCCAUCCGCUUCGGACCAGUUGACGAUGAGGAUGUGAAUAUGAAGGACGCGGCCAAUGGUGUGAAUGGGAGCAAGAGAAGGGCACGGGUCAGCGCUGGGAAACAGUCCUACGCGGAAGCCGAAAGCAGCGAAGACGAAAAGCCCUUGAGCAAGAAGCGCCGUGUCUCCACCAAGAAGCAGAUUGAUUCAGACUCGGAUGAGGACGUUCCUCUGGCUCGGAAAGCGAACGGUGCCAAGCUGCCUAAAGCCUCUGAGACCGCAAUCGGUGAGGAGUCAGACUCAGAUAUGCCUAUUGAGCACAAACUCUCGAAGCAAAAAGCGAAUAUCGAGAAGAAAGCUGAACACGAAGCCAAGGCAAUCCGCAAAGCUGAGGCUACAUCAUCUACGAAAAAGGCUUCAGCUGCAGCUAACGGCAAAAAGCCAAAAUCAAACGGGGUGAAGACGGAAAAUGGCGUUGGUGCUAAGAAAGCUAUCAAGUCGGAACCGUCUACUCCAGCGAAGAAAGGAAAGGGCAAGGCAACUCCUGUCAAGGCGGAAUCCGAAGAUGUAGAAGGGGCUGAGGAGGAAGAAGAGUAUCGUUGGUGGGAGGAUCCAACCAAAGGCGACGGUACUAUCAAGUGGAACACCCUAGAACACAACGGCGUUGUUUUCCCGCCUGAAUACGAGCCUUUGCCGAAGAACGUCAAGAUGAAAUACGAUGGCGUUCCUGUCGUUCUUCAUCCGGAAGCUGAGGAAGUUGCCGGCUUCUUUGGUGCUAUGUUGAACUCUACCCACAACGUCGAAAACCCAACCUUUCAGAAGAACUUUUUCGAGGAUUUUAAGGCCAUUUUGAAGAAGACUGGCGGUGCGAAGACACAGAAGGGUGAGCCCAUCAAUAUUAAGGAAUUCAAGAAAUGCGAUUUCAAGCCAAUUUUCGAGUACUAUGAGGGAAAACGUCUUGAGAAGAAGAAUUUGUCGGCCGCAGAAAAGAAGGCGCUCAAAGCCGAGAGGGAUGAGGCAGAAGCACCCUAUAUGUAUUGCAUAUGGGACGGGCGUAAGCAGAAAGUUGGCAACUUCCGUGUUGAACCCCCAAGUCUCUUCCGUGGCCGUGGCGAGCAUCCAAAGACGGGUAAAGUCAAGACGCGUGUGAUGCCUGAGCAGAUUACGAUCAAUAUCGGCAAGGACGCAAAAGUGCCUCCGCCUCCUGAGGGACAUAAGUGGAAGGAAGUCAGACACGACCAAGAAGGUACCUGGUUGGCUAUGUGGCAAGAGAACGUCAACGGAAAUUACAAAUAUGUCAUGCUUGCUGCCAAUUCCGAUAUCAAGGGCCAGAGCGACUACAAGAAAUUCGAGAAAGCUCGCGAGCUAAAGAAACAUAUCGAUAAGAUCCGGGAAGACUAUCGAAAAGGCCUCAAGUCCGAUCUCAUGGCUGAUCGACAGCGUGCAACAGCGGUUUACCUUAUCGACAAAUUCGCUCUUCGUGCUGGAAACGAGAAAGGCGAAGAUGAAGCGGAUACUGUCGGAUGCUGCUCUCUGAAGUAUGAGAACAUUUCACUUCGACCACCAAACACAGUCAUUUUCGAUUUCCUCGGUAAAGAUAGUAUUCGAUUUUACGAUGAAGUCGAAGUCGACCCUCAAGUCUUCAAAAAUCUGAAGAUCUUCAAGAAAGCGCCGAAGAAGGAGGGUGAUGAGAUUUUUGACCGAUUGACGACUUCUGCUUUGAACAAGCAUCUUUCAAACUACAUGCCAGGUCUGACCGCCAAGGUCUUCCGUACUUACAAUGCGUCCUACACAUUUGCUACUUUGCUCAAGGAUAUGAAGGCGGAAGGCACGGUGGCGGAGAAAGUAAAACAAUACAACGACGCCAAUCGCAGAGUCGCCAUUCUUUGUAACCACAAACGUACAGUCACUGCAGGCCAUGCAAAUCAAAUGGAGAAACUUGGCGACAGGAUCAAAGGUCUUCGCUAUCAAAAGUGGAGAGUUAAAAUGAUGAUGUUGGACAUCGAUCCGAGCCAGAAAAAGAAGAAGGGCUCCAAGUAUUUUGAGUUAGAUGAAGACCUUGACCAGGCGUGGAUUCAAGAGCACCAAGCAUUCCUUAUUGAGGAGCAGAAGCAGAAGAUUACCAAGAAGUUCGAGAAAGACAACGAGAAGCUAGCAGCCGACGGUGAAAAGGAGAUGAAGCCCAAGGAAUUGGAGGAACGACUUGCAGUCCUUAAGGACAUGGAGAAGAAGUUCCAAAAGGAGAACAAGACUGGAAAGGUGGAAGUAGAGGGCAAGGGACAGACGGUUGAGAAACUGGAGAACAACGUCACCAAGCUCGAGCAGCGGAUUGAGAAUAUGUCACUUCAGGCCGAAGACAAGGAGAACAACAAGGAAGUUGCUCUUGGAACAUCCAAGAUCAAUUACAUUGAUCCUCGUCUCACGGUGGUCUUUACAAAGAAAUUCAAUGUCCCUAUUGAGAAAUUCUUCUCCAAGACUCUACGUGAAAAGUUCGACUGGGCUAUCAAGUCCGUUGAGGAGGAUUGGGAGUUCUAA
Talaromyces marneffei is the source of this 2583-nucleotide messenger RNA. RefSeq lists its product as uncharacterized. NCBI's taxonomy places the organism in Eukaryota, Fungi, Ascomycota, Eurotiomycetes, Eurotiales, Trichocomaceae. The record is from RefSeq and is a predicted model, not a curated record. Gene Ontology annotation, cellular component: chromosome; nucleolus. The transcript is spliced from 5 exons. The coding region runs from base 1 to 2583 and encodes 860 amino acids. Gene Ontology annotation, biological process: chromosome segregation; DNA topological change; DNA replication. Gene Ontology annotation, molecular function: DNA topoisomerase type I (single strand cut, ATP-independent) activity; DNA binding.